AAAAUGUAAUCCACAUCCUAAUUUCCCAAGUGGACGGACUGGUUCAACCUAGCUGCAUAUAAUGCCAUUAAACUGAAAUUUAAAAGAAAAAAAAAAUGAAGUCUAUCAACUGCUACCAUACUACUACACCACUUCAUUGGUCAUCAAAUGCUAGACAAUAUUCACUACCAUGUGGGUCUAACUUUGCAAGAAACAACUUUUACCUGCCAUUAUUAGUAAAUCCUGCGAGGACCAAGUCGUCGUCGACCAUGGCAUCAAUGGGCGCCGGUAUCACCUCAUCAGUGGUUCUUGCAGUCAAUUCACCAGCUACCACAGGAGAUUUGUCAGUCUUGAUUCCUACAAGCGCAGUGUUCCUGUUUCUUUACUGGAUUGCCAACUUUGUAGUGCCAGAAUUCGUUGUGAAGGAUCUAGAAUCUCAAGAUGCAAGUAAAGAGCGUAGCCAAAACGAGAAAGAAAGCAUUACGUUAAGCAGAACAACUAACUCGGAACCAAAAAAAAAGGGAUUUCAAAGCACAAAGUGAUUCAGUUACUUCAAGAUUUCAUUCAUGUAAUUGUGUUUUGAUGAUAUAAUAUACAGUUACUUUGUUGUAUAUGAAAAAACAGAAUCCCAUCACUCCCCAAGAAAUUAAAUUUAGCUCAUUAAUUCAUAUAAAAUUUACAGUAA
This is a messenger RNA of Erigeron canadensis, 664 nucleotides long. RefSeq lists its product as uncharacterized. The transcript is spliced from 2 exons. Bases 96 to 521 code for a protein of 141 amino acids. The record is from RefSeq and is a predicted model, not a curated record. NCBI's taxonomy places the organism in Eukaryota, Viridiplantae, Streptophyta, Magnoliopsida, Asterales, Asteraceae.